CAAAAGAUGGAGAUAUUUUUCUCGUUUUAGGUAUUUACUUAUCACUUGUUCCUUGUUCCUUGUUCCUCUCAUCACGACGGUCAUCUUUCUUUAUAUUCAACGCCCGACGUACUGUCCAGAGUGAGUGAGGACAUCAGUCCCAUCCGUCGACAAGAUGAGGUUCUCAUCUUUGACGCUCUCGACUUUCGCCGCUCUCCUCCAGUACAGCAGUGCAUCAUUUUAUGAUAACCCCAAGGUCGAAAUUCGAUCUGAGAAGGAAAUUCCUCUUGACGAAUUGAAGGCAAAAUGGGACUUUGAUUGGUCAUUCUCCGGCAUCUCGACAUUCGGCCAUCUUAAGCAUGUCAAAUGCCUCACGGCACCGUACGAGCCUUUCGACAUUGGUAUUCUCGGAGCUCCCUUUGACACUGCCGUGAGCUACCGACCUGGCGCUCGAUUCGGCCCACGAGCUAUCCGUGCGGCGUCCGCUCGUCAAACCUCUUUCCGAGGAUUCAACCACCGCGCGGGCAUGAACCCAUACCAGUCGUGGGCGUCGAUCCUCGAUUGCGGUGACAUCCCCGUCACGCCCUUCGACAACGCCCUGGCCCUGCACCAGAUGACCACGGCCUACACCGAACUCAUCUCCCGCCGGCCUCUGUCCUACACCAACCCGCCCUCCCACACCCACCCGAAACUCAUCUCGCUCGGCGGCGACCACAGCAUCGCGCUCGCGGCUCUGCGGGCCCUCGAGAAGGUGCACCGACGGCCCAUCGCCGUCCUCCACUUCGACGCCCACCUCGACACGUGGCACCCGGGCGCGUACCCGUCGGUGUGGUCGACGACCCCGACGCAGGCCGACUUCACCCACGGCACCAUGUUCUGGGUGGCGUCCGAGGAGGGCCUGAUCGCCAACGGCUCGUCGGUGCACGCGGGCCUGCGGACCCGCCUGUCGGGCAACGAGUGGGGGGACUACGACAACGACGAGCGGCAGGGGUUCCUGCGGAUCGAGGCCGACGACAUCGACGCCGUGGGGGUCUCCGGGAUCAUCGAGCUCAUCAUGGAGCGCAUGGGCACCGAGACGCCCGUCUACCUCAGCGUCGACAUCGACGUCAUCGACCCGGGCCUCGCCCCGGGCACCGGCACCCCGGAACCGGGGGGCUGGACGACGCGCGAGCUCAUCGCCAUCCUGAGGGGCAUCGAGGGCCUCAACGUCGUCGGGGCCGACGUCGUCGAGGUCGCGCCCGCGUACGACGGCAUGGGGGAGGCCACCGCCCUCGCGGGCGCCCAGGUCGCCUACGAGAUCCUCACGAGCAUGGUCAGGCGCGGCCUGCGCGAGCGCGGCGAGGACGUCGUCCUGGCCAAACCCGGCAACUCCAAGAUCCUGGAAAAGGCGAAGCAAAAGGCCAUGGCCAAUGGCAAGGUCAAGCCCGACACCAAGGCCAAGGACGAACUUUGAGAGGGGGGCUCGGGGCUACGCCCUGGUAAAUAGUCCUGGACGUGGCUGCACUCAAUACGUAGGUGAUGCAUUCACGUACCACGAGUCCGCACUUCCAGUUUAAGCAUUGCAAAACGCCAAAGAUAAAUUUCGAAACAGAAUGACCUUCUUCCUUUAAGAAGAAGAAGAAAAACCUCUCGGCCAUGUUACUU
This is a messenger RNA of Exophiala oligosperma, 1623 nucleotides long. RefSeq names its product agmatinase. The coding region runs from base 155 to 1432 and encodes 425 amino acids. The transcript is spliced from 3 exons. Lineage: Eukaryota; Fungi; Ascomycota; Eurotiomycetes; Chaetothyriales; Herpotrichiellaceae. Gene Ontology annotation, molecular function: metal ion binding; agmatinase activity. The record is from RefSeq and is a predicted model, not a curated record.